Eimeria necatrix is the source of this 1425-nucleotide messenger RNA. RefSeq lists its product as hypothetical. The record is from RefSeq and is a predicted model, not a curated record. The coding region runs from base 1 to 1425 and encodes 474 amino acids. The transcript is spliced from 2 exons. Lineage: Eukaryota; Apicomplexa; Conoidasida; Eucoccidiorida; Eimeriidae.
AUGGGGGCCCCUAAGGAGCAGCAGCAUGCAGCUCCCAGGUUGCCUAUUGCUGCUCAGCAGCUCGAGGGGGCCCUCAAGGGUCAAGACCUUUGCAUUUUGCUGCCUCGGGGGUCAGCUGAGGCUGAGGCCCUCUCCGAAACCCUCAGGGGGGCCCCCCUUGGGGGCCCCCCCAGGCCAGCAGAGGCUGAGGCCCUCUCAGAAACCCUCAGUGGGGCCCUCCUGGGGGGCCCCCUGAAGGGGCCCUCCUUGGGGGGCCCCCCAGAGAGGGGGCCCCCCUUGGGGGCCCCCGGGGGCCCCCUGCAAGCCUCUUGGGGGGGCCCCCCGGGGGGCCCCUCCUGUCUCGCCGAGGGCCCGAGGAGCAGCAGCAGCUGCUCGGGGGCCCCCGCGGCUGCAGCAGCAGCAGACUGGGGGGCCCCCAGCAGCCAACUUGGGGGGCCCCCGGGGGCCCCCAAAGAACCUGGAAAUGAGGGGGCCCCCAAGGGGCCCCUGUGGGUCUCGCGGCUGCCAGCCGACAGCCCUGAAGCUGCUGCGCUGCUGCAGCAGCUGCUGCUGUCUCAGCAGCAGCAGCAGCAGCACCCCGCGAGGCCCCCAGUGCUGUUCCUCACCCCCAGAAGGACCAAACACAAAACAGCAGCAGCAGCAGCAGCAGCAGCAGCAGCAGCAGCAGCAACGAGCGCAGCAGCAACAGCAGGUGCAAGAGCACCCGAAGCCGCAGGACCCGCUGCAGAGGCAGCAGCAGCAACCGAAACACAAGCAGCAGCAGCAGCAGCAGCAGCAGCAGCAGCAGCAGCAGCAGGGACUGUGAGGGGGCCCCUGGGACUGGAGUGGCAGUGCAGCAAAAUAGAAGAGUUGGGGGCCCCUGUUGUUUGGGGGCCCCUGCUGGCCCCUCCCUCAUUUGCUGCUUGGGCAAAGCUGCAGCCGCAGAAGCUGCAUCUUCUUGUGGCUAGCUUGGCUGCUGCUGCUGCUCCUGCUGCUGCUGCUGCUGCUCCUGCUGCUGCUGCUGCUGCUCCUGCUGCUGCUGCUGCUGCACCCAGGGAGGCCUCCUCGGGGGCCCCGCCAGACGGCCGGGCGGCGGCGAACGGCGGGGUGCCGACUGCAGCAGCAGCAAAAUCAGCAGCAGCAGCAGCAGCAGCAGCAGCAGCAAGUGCGGAAGCAGCAGCAGCAGGCGCUGCUGCUGCUGCUGCUGCUGCUGCUGCUGGGCGUAGCGCGCUGGGCAGGCCGCUGGGCGAGUUCACUUUGCUGUCGCCUUUUGUGUCUCUUCCUGCAGCAGCAGCAGCAGCAGCACUCACCCACAGGGGGGCCCCCCUUGCUGCUGCUAGGGGGGCCCCCCUAGCAGCAGGGCCCCGCAAGGCUCUUGAGAAAGCCUUGGGAAUGAAACUCUCGAAGCACAUGCUCCUCAAGACCCUCGCGGAAGUGAGGGUUUAG